Volvox carteri f. nagariensis is the source of this 621-nucleotide messenger RNA. RefSeq lists its product as uncharacterized. The transcript has 4 exons. The coding region runs from base 1 to 621 and encodes 206 amino acids. NCBI's taxonomy places the organism in Eukaryota, Viridiplantae, Chlorophyta, Chlorophyceae, Chlamydomonadales, Volvocaceae. The record is from RefSeq and is a predicted model, not a curated record.
AUGGCGUAUCACAACUACCUCGGUGCACAACUGCACCACCCGCCAGCACAUCAGUCCCAUCUUCGCCGCCACCAUUGGCACUGUGCCGCGGACGCCGCUGCGGCCAUGGACCCGCAGCCCCAGCCCAAGGCCCAAGCUGCCCCAGCCACGGACAAGGACCAGUUUCGUGCCAAGGGUGCUGGACGCCGCCAGAAGGCUGCAAGGUGCAGCCUGGUGCUAGCUGAUGAUGAUGGCGAUGAGGACUACGACCCGGAGGGCGGAUCGCGGUCCUCUAGCGAUGAGGAUGAGCCCACCUUAGAUGCUGACACCCCUGAGAAGCUUCACUGUCAAGUGUGGCCACAGUCGCUCAGAGUUGACCAGAAAGAACGUGCUGUGAGAGAGCGACGAUGCCUUACACUGCAGAAGAACACAGCCAAGCCGCCCACCGGCCGCGCGCCAGCGGCACUCCACGCCGCCCACGACGAAACCGCGCGGCCACACCCCAAACCCCAAGCCACCCAAUGCUUGGGGUGCCACGAGACCCAGACUUCAGCUCCAGCUCCCGGGGGCGACCCGCCGCUGGCCGAGCCAAGCUUGGGGCUGUCUGCAGAGCAGGUUAAGGGGGAUCCGGGUGGGAACUAG